Messenger RNA from Kickxella alabastrina, 318 nucleotides. RefSeq lists its product as uncharacterized. Bases 1 to 318 code for a protein of 105 amino acids. The record is from RefSeq and is a predicted model, not a curated record. NCBI's taxonomy places the organism in Eukaryota, Fungi, Kickxellomycota, Kickxellomycetes, Kickxellales, Kickxellaceae. The transcript has a single exon.
AUGGAAGACUGCCUGAAAACCUUCGGGGCCGACGAAACCAAGAUCAAGGAUGGAGGAAAAGUGCCAUCAGGCAGACAGAAGUGGAAUCGCAACAUGGCUGCGAUGCUAAGCUUUCGCAUCAUUAUUAGUGCCCUGCUUACAGGCAAUUGUCCUCCCCAUUUCUCGCGCAAAAAUGCACUGUCAGAAUCAGCUAGACCCGAGUCUACAGUGACCCCUGACACUUUGCUCAAGCCAAAGCCCAGGCCCAAGCCCAAGCGUAUGCGCAAGAAUCCAUCUGCUCCUGUUUCUUCUCUUCAAAAGAAGCAGCGAACUGAUUGA